Malania oleifera is the source of this 3356-nucleotide messenger RNA. Its product is annotated as protein EIN4. Gene Ontology annotation, molecular function: phosphorelay sensor kinase activity; protein binding; ethylene binding. Gene Ontology annotation, cellular component: endoplasmic reticulum; endoplasmic reticulum membrane. Gene Ontology annotation, biological process: response to ethylene; phosphorelay signal transduction system. The transcript has 2 exons. Lineage: Eukaryota; Viridiplantae; Streptophyta; Magnoliopsida; Santalales; Ximeniaceae. The record is from RefSeq and is a predicted model, not a curated record. The coding region runs from base 940 to 3228 and encodes 762 amino acids.
AUUGCUGUCCUAUCACACUUUCUUCAGACUCAGAGAGAGAGAGAGAGAGAGAGAGAGAGUAUUGGAUGAGAAGAUGUGAGUUCGUACUCUUUAUCUCUCUCUCUCUCUCUCUCUCUCUCUUCUUCUGCAGUUGAGAAUCUGAGCCAGGCCCUCCUCAACUUGCAGUCUUGAUUUUGUUUGCAUUUUUUUUUUCUUUUUCUGGAUGAUCUGCUAGUGUUUCCAAGACUAGUUUUUUAAUGGGGUUCUCUGUUUUUUAAUCUAUAUGGCGUAGGAUCAGAGAUCACUGUUUAGUUUUUGUUUGGUACUUCUCUGUGGUGGGUCUUCUGCCAGUUAUGGAAGUUUGGUGUAGGUGUGGCUUUUUUAGAACGCAUAUAAUAUAGGCAGCACUGUUGACUAGUAAAAUGUGAAGGGGGGAAAGUUGAGGAGGCCGGAAGUGGCUGCUCUUUCUGGUAGGUACCCUGUUUCUUUCCUUUCACUUUGCUCUCUCUCUCUCUCUCUCUCUCUCUCUCUCUCUCUCUCAACACUGCAGAUGGACUGUCGUCAAUUUUUUGCUGCUUUUAUUAGAGAAAUGAUAGUUGGGAUGAGGCUGGAUGAGUUGAAGAGAUCACAGUGCAGAGGAUAUUUUGUAAAUUCAAUUGAAAAAUUGAAUAUGAUUUAUUUAGAAAGGUGAAGAGAAGAUGGAUAUUGAAAAUUUUGAGGUUUUGGCGAGGUGGGUAUUUUAGAUCUGGAAGCAUAUAGACUUCUUAGAUAUUGAAAUCUGCAGAUGAUUUGUAUGGUUUCAAAUGGGCGCGUGUUUCUUUGAAUAUUCUAGAUUUUUGUUUUCAAAAAAUUGAAUAUCUUUACUUCGGUUUUGUGAGAUCAAAACCCUUUUGUGAACACGGAGAGAAAAAGGGGGAACUACUUGGAGAGAGAUGGUUUAGACGAUUGAUUUUGGGUGCAAUGUUCAGAGUAUUAGCUCUUGGAUUUUUUAUUUGUUCUUUUGUUGUCUGUAUUUCUGCCAUUGAUGAUGGAUUCUCCCAUUGUAACUGCGAGGAUGAGAGCCUCUGGAGCUUGCACAGCAUUUUAGAGUGCCAGAAAGUGAGCGAUUUCUUGAUAGCAGUAGCCUAUUUUUCAAUCCCCAUUGAACUUUUAUACUUCGUUAGCUUUUCCAACUUUCCAUUCAAAUGGGUCCUCCUUCAAUUCGUCGCCUUCAUAGUCCUCUGUGGGUUGACCCAUCUGCUCAAUGGCUGGACCUACUAUGGCCCUCAUUCAUUCCAGUUAAUGCUGGCUCUCACCAUUGCCAAAUUCCUCACAGCAUUGGUGUCGUGUGCAACAGCGAUAACCCUUUUAACUCUAAUUCCUCUGCUUCUCAAGGUGAAAGUGAGAGAGCUUUUCUUGAAGCAAAAUGUGUUGGAGCUUGGCCAAGAGGUUGGGAUGAUGAAGAAGCAGAAGGAAGCUAGCUGGCAUGUUAGAAUGCUGACCAGGGAAAUUAGGAAGUCGCUAGAUAAGCACACCAUCUUGUAUACUACUUUGGUAGAGCUUUCAAAGACAUUGGAUCUACAGAACUGUGCAGUUUGGAUGCCAAAUGCAAGUAAAACAAUCAUGAACCUCACGCAUGAGUUGAAAUCAAGUUCUUCAAAAAAUUACCACGUUUCUAUCCCAAUAGAUGAUCCGGAUGUUAUAGAGAUAGAAAAGAGCAAGGGAGUGAGGAUUUUGAGGCCUGAUUCGGCACUUGGGGCUGCAAGUAGCGGUCGGGACAGUGGGUCAGGUGCUGUGGCAGCAAUUCGAAUGCCGAUGCUUCGUGUUUCAAAUUUCAAAGGAGGCACUCCUGAGUUGGUCAAGACAUGUUACGCCAUUCUGGUUUUGGUUCUUCCUAGUGAAAAUUCUAGAAUGUGGAGUUAUCCAGAAAUGGAGAUAGUGGAAGUGGUGGCUGAUCAAGUGGCUGUGGCUCUCUCCCAUGCUGAUCUUCUUGAGGAGUCUCAGCUAAUGAGAGAUAAACUCAGAGAACAAAACCGUGCAUUACAACAGGCUAAAAAGAAUGCAAUGAUGGCAAGCCAGGCAAGGAAUUCGUUUCAGAAAGUAAUGAGCCAUGGAUUGAGGAGGCCAAUGCACUCAAUCUUGGGCUUGCUUUCCUUGUUUCAAGAAGAGAAUAUGAGUUUUGAUCAGAAGAUCAUUGUUGACACAAUGGUAAAAACGAGCAGUGUUCUCUCAACUUUGAUAAAUGAUGUAAUGGAGAUCUCAGCAAAGGACAAUGGAAGGUUUCCACUAGAGAUCAAGCCUUUUCAGCUACAUUCCAUGAUUAAGGAAGCUUCUUGUCUUGUCAAAUGCUUAUGUGUCUAUAAAGGAUUUGGUUUUGCAGUUGAUGUGCAGAGCGCUUUGCCUGAUCAUGUAAUGGGGGAUGAGAGAAGGGCUUUCCAAGUUAUUCUACAUAUGGUUGGGUAUCUAUUGAAUGUAUAUGAAGGAGUAGGUUCUGUCAUGUUUCGGGUGUUUCCAGGUGGCGGAAGUGCAGGUAAGAAUGAUAAAAUGUGGGGAAUGUGGCAAAACAUGACUGAUGGAUAUGUGGGCAUCAGGUUUGAAAUUGAGAUCAUUGAUGGAGGUUCUGAAUUGGAUGAUUCAACAUCCAUGACUUGUUUUUCUGGCAUGCGAUACAACAGUAGAGAAAUUAAGGAAGGUCUCAGCUUUAGCUUCUGCAAAAAGCUUGUUCAGAUGAUGCAAGGUAACAUCUGGGUAUCGUCAAGUUCUCAAAAUCGAGCACAAAGCAUGACACUCAUUCUCAGAUUUCAAAUUCAAUCACCAUUAGGAAGAGCCAUGGUUGAAGCCGGGUAUUCCACUGACCGAUCAAAUUCGAACUCUAUGUUCAGAGGCCUUCGAGCUAUAUUAGCAGAUGAUGACGACGUAAACCGAAGCGUGUCCAAGAAAUUGCUUGAAAAGCUGGGUUUCCAAGUAUCAGCUGUUUCAUCUGGGUUUGAAUGCCUGAGUUCUCUGGGCCCUGCUGGAACUGCUUUUCAAAUUAUUCUGUUGGAUCUUCACAUGCCAGAAAUGGAUGGAUUUGAAGUGUCAAAGAGAAUAAGGAAGCUUCGGAUUCAGAACCCACCGUUGAUUAUAGCCUUGACAGCAAGUGCCGAGGAAAAUGUGUGGGAAAGAUGUCUGCAGAAUGGAAUGAAUGGUCUAAUUAGAAAACCUGUGCUAUUACAAGGAAUGGCUGAUGAGCUUGGGAGAGUCCUGGUACGAGCAAAUGAAGGUAUGUGAAGAAGCCAAUUGUCAGGAUGGCUCUUUGAUGAGCUAAGUGUUCACUCUUCAAGAUUGUGACACAGCAUUGUGCAACUCAGCAUUAACACUCAAUAGUACAAAAAAUGCAUCUGUGGUUUCAUUGACCA